Molecule: messenger RNA, 861 nt
Organism: Colletes gigas
Lineage: Eukaryota; Metazoa; Arthropoda; Insecta; Hymenoptera; Colletidae
Gene: RpL13
Product: 60S ribosomal protein L13
Exons: 4
Coding region: 145-804 (219 amino acids)
Biological process (GO): translation
Cellular component (GO): cytosolic large ribosomal subunit; ribosome
Molecular function (GO): RNA binding; structural constituent of ribosome
Source: RefSeq, a predicted model, not a curated record
CUUGCUCGUAAAAAACUAAUGUAAAUAUAAAAAUAAGUAACGUUUUAUUUAACAAAUGCAUAUCAAUUUAUUACAAAAUGCAACUUCCGGUUCGUUGAGUUGAUUUCUUUUCCGGUGUACACCGUAUAAACAAGUUCUUCGAUCAUGGGUAAAAGAAAUAAUAUGAUCCCUAACGGGCACUUCCAUAAAGACUGGCAAAGAUUUGUGAAAACUUGGUUCAAUCAACCUGCUAGAAAAUAUCGCCGCAAACAAAGUCGUGUAAAGAAAGCUCGUUCGCUUGCACCAAGACCUGUAAAACUUUUGAGGCCUGCUGUUCAUUGUCCGACUUUCCGUUAUCACACAAAAGUUAGAGCUGGCAAAGGUUUUACCUUGGCUGAAAUAAAAGCUAGUGGUUUGAACAAAAGGUUCGCCAGGACUAUUGGAAUUGCGGUAGAUCCUAGAAGACGAAAUAAGUCGAUCGAAUCUUUGCAAACAAAUGCUCAAAGAUUAAAGGAAUACAAAUCGAAAUUGAUUUUGUUCCCAUUAAAUGAGAAAAAACCUAAGAAGGGUGAAGCAACUGAGGAAGAAAUGAAAGUUGCAACGCAAGUUACAGGAGAAGUUAUGCCAAUAAGGCAUCAAGCACCGCUCAAGGCAAUGGCACAUGUCAUUUCUAAAAAGGAAAAGAAACUCUGUGCAUACAUAACUAUCCGUAAGGCUAGGGCUGAUGCUAGAUUAGUUGGAAUUCGUGCAAAGCGUGCUAAAGAGGCAGCAGAGAAUCCUGAUGAUGUCACGAAGGUUGCUAAGGACAAAAAGCCUAAGAAAUAGGUUUAAGGUUUAUGUUCUUAUAUAAAUACAAAAAAUAAAUUAUUCUCUAAUGAGAAA